UAAGCUCAUAACGCCUUACAUUAACACACACCCCUUUCUUCCACACAAACCUACUCAUUCUUCAUCACUAAUUCUUGAAGGCAAAGAAUUGCAGAGACAACAAUGGCUUCCACUGUCUGUGCUUCUUCAGCCAUCGCAGCUGUUGCUUUCUCUUCUCCAGCUUCACAGAAGAAUGGAUCUUUUGUUGGAUCAACAAAGGCUUCCUUUCUUUGUGGGAAGAAACUAAGAGUUAGCAAGGUCACUGCACCAACCGUGGCACGAUCUUCCGGGACAGUAUGCGUUACCGCCGACCCCGAAAGACCCAUUUGGUUCCCCGGCAGCACCCCUCCGGAAUGGCUCGACGGCAGCCUACCAGGAGACUUCGGGUUCGAUCCUCUUGGUCUAGGAUCCGACCCGGAGACCUUGAGGUGGAACGUGCAAGCGGAAAUAGUACACUGCAGAUGGGCUAUGUUAGGAGCAGCUGGGAUCUUCAUCCCGGAAUUCCUAACAAAAAUCGGAAUCCUAAACACUCCUUCAUGGUACACAGCCGGUGAACAAGAGUACUUCACAGACAAAACCACACUGUUCAUAGUGGAGCUUAUUUUCAUCGGUUGGGCAGAAGGAAGACGAUGGGCUGACAUUCUCAAACCUGGGUGUGUUAACACCGAUCCCAUCUUCCCCAACAACAAGCUAACAGGUACAGAUGUUGGGUACCCAGGUGGACUAUGGUUCGACCCACUCGGAUGGGGGAGUGGUUCACCUGCAAAGCUUAAGGAAUUGAGGACAAAGGAGAUCAAGAAUGGGAGAUUGGCUAUGUUGGCUGUCAUGGGUGCUUGGUUCCAAGCAAUCUACACUGGAACUGGACCCAUUGAUAACCUCUUUGCUCACCUUGCUGACCCGGGUCACGCCACUAUUUUUGCUGCAUUCAAGGGUUAAAUAGCAAGGGGUUGUUGAGAUCAUGAUCUUCAGAUGAUGCUGGAGAGGGAAAAUGGUGGAUUUAACAGUUUUUGGCAAGUCAUGUGUGUGUAUCAUUAGAAAUUGUAUCUUGUCUCUACUGUAGAAACUUAAUGCAAUGUACAAAUACCUCUUUGAACUUAAAAUGAUUCAGAUAUAUAAGCUUGUAUGUUGGUAAA
Messenger RNA from Lactuca sativa (garden lettuce), 1112 nucleotides. It is a transcript of the gene LHCA2, whose product is annotated as photosystem I light harvesting complex protein. Lineage: Eukaryota; Viridiplantae; Streptophyta; Magnoliopsida; Asterales; Asteraceae. Gene Ontology annotation, biological process: photosynthesis, light harvesting. Gene Ontology annotation, cellular component: membrane. The record is from RefSeq and is a predicted model, not a curated record.